UAGUGCUGGUAAACACACUCUAGUGGGGAAAUUGCACACACUCCCACCAACCAUUGCCAUUGCUAAAGGAGCACGGGAAGAAGUUGGUUGGUGAAAUCUACAAUAAUGGCGAUGGCAUCAAGAUUCUGGGCAUCUAAAGCUGCUUCAUACCUCAAGAUCUCUACUUUCAACAGAGCUUUUGCUUCUGUUGUCAAGGAUCUAAGGUACGCAGACUCGCAUGAAUGGGCGAAAAUUGAUGGUAACUCGGCAACCAUCGGGAUCACGGAUCAUGCCCAGGAUCACUUGGGAGACGUGGUUUACGUUGAGUUACCAGAAGUCGGGGUGGCUGUAACCCAAGGUAGCAGUUUUGGUGCAGUUGAAAGUGUUAAAGCUACUAGUGAUAUUAACUCUCCUGUUUCGGGCAAAGUGGUUGAAGUCAAUCAAGAACUCAGCAGCUCACCUGGCUUGGUGAACGGAAGCCCGUAUGAGGAAGGAUGGAUUAUAAAGGUGGAGUUGAGCAACACCAAUGAGGUAAAAUCUCUAAUGGACUCCGAUCAGUAUUCUAAGUUCUGCGAAGAAGAAGAUAAUCACUGAGCUAACAACGAUGUGGUCCAAAGCGUCAUUUGGAAGAGGUUCGUUUUCAUGUCGGAUUUCGCUUUGGCUUGAUGUCUGAGUCAAUUUAGACGAUGGAUAAUAAUUCAUAGUUCAAAAAAUCAAGAUUGGUAAUUGCAGUUUUCUCUGGAAAACUUUUUUCAUUUAUUGUGUGAAAGUGUGUUGGAUUCUUGAUUAUAAAUUGCACAAUUUGCAUAUUAUUCUUGGAUACAAGCAUUUGCUAUGCA
Messenger RNA from Cynara cardunculus var. scolymus (artichoke), 818 nucleotides. RefSeq names its product glycine cleavage system H protein 2, mitochondrial-like. Bases 106 to 573 code for a protein of 155 amino acids. Gene Ontology annotation, biological process: protein lipoylation; glycine decarboxylation via glycine cleavage system. The record is from RefSeq and is a predicted model, not a curated record. The transcript is spliced from 3 exons. Gene Ontology annotation, cellular component: glycine cleavage complex; mitochondrion; cytoplasm. Lineage: Eukaryota; Viridiplantae; Streptophyta; Magnoliopsida; Asterales; Asteraceae.